Messenger RNA from Closterium sp. Naga37s-1, 1026 nucleotides. Lineage: Eukaryota; Viridiplantae; Streptophyta; Zygnematophyceae; Desmidiales; Closteriaceae. The record is from the annotation of a GenBank genome assembly.
AUGGAAUUGGCGGAACCGACCGAACCGGACGAUGGGGAAGCCGCAAGGGUCCGGGGAGUGGCGGAAGAGGCGCGAGAGGCGGCGCAAGAGGUGGCGGAAGAGGCGCGAGAGGAGCGAGAGUUGGCGCGCGAGUUGCGAGAGUUGGCGCGAGAGGCGGAAGAGGAGCGGGAAUUGGCGGGAGAGGAGCGCGAGUUGGAGCGAGAGGAGCGAGAGGUGGAGCGAGAGGAGCGAGAGUUGGAGCGAGAGGAGCGAGAGGUGGCGCGAGAGGUGCGAGAGUUGGAGCGAGAGGUGCGAGAGAGGCGAGAGUCGGUGCGAGAGGCGCGAGAGAGGCGAGAGGCGGUGCGAGAGGCGCUAGCGGCGGUUACAGAAGGCGGUGCUCGACCGACACAGGAGGUGGUGAAUCUGAUGAUCUACCGUGCCGUGAACCCCGUGAACGAGGAUGAUGAUGAUGAUGACUCGUCGUUGGACGACCAUGGCGAUAGUGGCGAUGACAGUGAGGAGGAGGAGGACGAGGAGGCUAAUAACGAGGAUAUGGAGGCGAUGGAAGCGAGGGCUGCGAGGGAUGCGAGGGAUGCGGAGAUGGCGGAGGAAGGGGAGAUUGUUAUGACUGACGAAGGUGAUAUGCUCGACGACGAUACAGACGACGAUGAUAUUGACGAGGAUGAUGAUGAUGAUGAUGUCUCGGACGACGAUAGCGAGAAUGAUUAUAACGAGUUCGAGGACCCGCACUAUAACGAGCAAAGGAGAUCGGUGCUGAGGGUCGCGUCCGCGAUAGCAGCAGGUCCGCUAGACGACUGGAGGGCGGUGAAGGGCGCGCAGGUGCACGAAGAGGCCAAGUAUCUCGUAGAUAACGCCUGCUCCACAUACCGCCUGCCCUCAGGGGUGCACGAGGAGGCCAAGUACCUGGUGGAUGGCGCCUGCUCCACAUACCACCUGCCCUCGGGGGUGCACGAGGAGGCCAAGUAUCUGGUGGAUAACGCCUGCUCCACGUACCGCCUGCCGUCAGGGGUGUGCCACCACCAGUAA